This is a messenger RNA of Oncorhynchus kisutch (coho salmon), 543 nucleotides long. Its product is annotated as EF-hand calcium-binding domain-containing protein 9. Gene Ontology annotation, cellular component: sperm principal piece; cytoplasm. Bases 1 to 543 code for a protein of 180 amino acids. NCBI's taxonomy places the organism in Eukaryota, Metazoa, Chordata, Actinopteri, Salmoniformes, Salmonidae. Gene Ontology annotation, molecular function: calcium ion sensor activity; calcium ion binding. The transcript has 4 exons. Gene Ontology annotation, biological process: flagellated sperm motility. The record is from RefSeq and is a predicted model, not a curated record.
AUGAAGCUAAAGGAAGGAGCUCUUUUAAAUUAUCUGGACUUUGACAGUGUCUACUGUCUUCUCUCCCUGCGCAACGCCAAAAUACUGUCUGAUUACUUCAAACUACUGGAUGUCCACAACAGGAACACUCUGAAUGACAUCCAGUUCUACCACUUCAUGCACCAUGUGACUGACCUGAAGAAGAAGGAGAUCAUGAUGACCUUUGACAUGCUAGACUGGAACGCCAGCGGAGAGAUCGCCUUCGAACAGUUCUACAUGCUGGUCUGCAUCCUGCUCUGCAGCGAGUACCACGUGGAGAAGAACUUCAUCUUCCGUCACUCCAGGCCGGUGUUUGAGUUGCUGGACAUGGACGGAGGUCGCACCAUCAGCCCCGCCGAGUUCCAGGCCUCUGGCUUCCUGUUCAACCUCAAGGGACACGCCCUCGAUAAGAUCUUCUACGAGUUCGACGUCUCCGGAGACGAGCACCUGAACUACAAGGAGUUUAAGAUGUUCACUAUGGCCUGUAUCGACAUGCAGGAGGAGACCAAGAAGAUGCAGAAGUAA